Molecule: messenger RNA, 4715 nt
Organism: Oppia nitens
Lineage: Eukaryota; Metazoa; Arthropoda; Arachnida; Sarcoptiformes; Oppiidae
Product: latrophilin Cirl-like
Exons: 9
Coding region: 426-4511 (1361 amino acids)
Biological process (GO): cell surface receptor signaling pathway; adenylate cyclase-activating G protein-coupled receptor signaling pathway
Cellular component (GO): membrane
Molecular function (GO): carbohydrate binding; G protein-coupled receptor activity
Source: RefSeq, a predicted model, not a curated record
GAUUAGUCGACAAUUAUUGAUGUGUUGUAAUGAAAAGACAAAGACUCUUAAAAUUGAUUAACUUUUUGGCACUUCUUUUUGGGACUAAUUCUGUAAAAAAGACAUUUAAUUUGGUGUUUGCUUUGAUGUAGUUAUUUGUUUCAACAAAUUAUUUGUAUGAUUACUACUAAAACUAAAAAAACUAUUGCAAGUGUUUGUCAAUGAUUUGACAUCAAAAAUAUUGACAGUUUAUUAUUGCCAUAAACUAUAUGAUAGCAUAUUAUACCCAUUUUAUUCUCAAAACUAACUGAAUUGUUAAUAACUGUGUUAUAUAUAAAACGUGACGAAAAAUCAAUAAAGUUUAGGAAUUGUAACAUUGAUAACAAAAUUACAAUGAAAGUAAAGUAACUUUUAUUUGAUGUUAUAAUUGUUGGUUAAAAACAAAAAUGGUUGCAAAGAUGCCGAUGAAGAUUAUUAUUUAUUUAUUUUAUAUUCAUUUUAUAAUCUCAUCUGUGGUGGCAUUGGUAUCAUCUAAAAGAGGAGUAUCGGUUCCCAAUUUUUCUAUAAGGCCUCCAAUGUUAGAUAGAGGUCGCAUUCACUAUAAGACAACUUAUGCCUGUGAGGGCAACCCAUUGCAUCUGACCUGUGAAGAGGGAAGUACCAUACACUUGGUUCGGGCUAAUUAUGGCAGAUUCAGUAUCAGUAUCUGCAAUGAUGGCGGACGACUAGAUCUCAAUGUCAUCUGUAUGUCCUACCGUUCCUUUCUUAUAAUGUCUGACAGAUGUAGUCAAAAAUCCAAUUGUAGUGUAGUUGUUUCGAGUAAGAUAUUUGGUGACCCCUGUCCCGGAACUUUGAAGUACCUGGAAGUCCAGUAUCACUGUGUUCACGGAGGAGAUUCAUCCCUUACCACAACUAAAAGACCACCCAUACAGAUGAAUAUACCAUUACCUGCAUCUAGCAAUUCAUCCCUUAUAAUGACUCCAGUGUUGGCUACCACUCCAUCCCCAUCUGAUGGAGAUAUGAAUUCAUUGAUUACAGACUCUGAUAUGAUAGCCAAGACUGAGUCAGGAUUUUCAUCCAACAGUCAGAUAACGACUCCAUUUUCAAGUACUAGUGAUAGUCGUCUAAAUCAUAUCAAUCACAUAGAGAUCGUACACUCAGCUGACUCUCAAUCGCCUCAACUCUCACUGAAUGCUCCAGAAAAUAGAGAGAUAAGCCCAACAUUACCACCGAAUACUAGAAUUAAUACACCGAUUAAAGUUGACAUCUCAUCGCCACCAUUUCCACCACAACUACCUCCCCCUCCUGUGCCUCCCUUUUCUAUAGAAAAGGCAUUUCCCAUAACAGAUAUAAAAGCAGAUUAUUGUCCGCCAAUAUUUGUAAGAAGUCUUUUCUGGAAUUGGACGCGAAGGGGUGAAGUGGCUGACCAGAAAUGUCCCGGCGGUGCCACUGGUCUCGUCAAAUGGGAGUGUAGUUAUAAUCCUAUUACUAAAACAACUGAUUGGAUGCCAGAUAGACCUGAUUUCAGUCAAUGCCGUUCCUUAUGGUUAGAUAACUUAGAGGAUAGACUUAAUAAUGAUGAACCAGUCAUCCGUAUAGCCAAUGAAUUAGCGCUAAUGACUCUCACAAAAGCACUGUUUUGUGAAGAUUUACAAAGAAUAGCAUCAAUAGUUCAAAAGACAUUAUCUCAUGCCAUGACUAGUAUGCAAAACUUACAGACAUUUGAAGUAUGGCACAGACAUCAAGUUCUUAAGGAAUUACUGAUGUUUAUUGUGGAAGCGGUCAGCAAUUUGUUGGAUAACGCACAGGACGAUGCUUGGCUCGACCUGAAUAUCUCCGAAAGAAAAAAGGUGGCCUCAAAACUACUUAAAGGUCUAGAAUUAAGUGCUCUGUUAUUAGCCGAUAACACCAAUCAGGACGGAUCCUUUGCUGUGGCUAAACCUAAUGUCUUGGUGUCAGUGCAUGUUCUCGACACACGAAUGCCAAUUAGUCUUCAGUUUCCGACCGUAGAGGACACUCGGGGAACAAUUGAAUGGAUUCGUAUGGAAGACUCUCUUUUCUUGCCGGCGCAGGCUUUGCUUGAAUACUCUAAAGAAGGUCUGGCAAAGGUAGCAUUUUUGGCUUAUUAUCGCAUCGAAGACUUACUCAAACCCGACUUCUAUGUAAUUAAUGAGAGAAAGUCUACUUCAUAUUCAAUGUUCAGUAAAUUACAAAACAUGACAUCAACUUCUUUGGCAAUUAAUUCACGUGUAAUCGGAGCGGCACUCAGUAAUGACCAUAAAAAUGAUCAGAAAAAGAUGCAAUUAUCUCAACCAAUAACAGUCAUAUUAAGACAUAUACAAGAAGAAAAUGUUUCUAAUCCUAAGUGUGUCUAUUGGGAUGUCGAACGAAAAGAUUGGUUAAGUGAUGGCUGUUGGAUGCAAUCAACUAAUGCCACGCAUACAGUCUGUAUGUGCAGCCAUUUAACACAUUUUGCUUUGUUGAUGGAUAUCCGUCCCAUAGAUUUAUUAGUGACAGAUAGUAAUUGGCAGAAAUUGGUUGCCAUAAUUGGUUGCGCGAUUGCAAUGUUAAUAUUGGUUUUUAUAACAACCAUAGUAUAUAUAGUGAGCGCCGGUAAUACAGAAGCCGUUUCCAUUCACCGCAAUGUUUGCUCCACACUAUUGAUCGCUGAAAUGAUUUAUUUGAUUGGAAUUUACAGAACAGACAUUCCAUUAUUAUGUGGAUUAACUGCCGGAUCCUUACAAUUCUUCCUUUUGUCAACACUUUUGUGGACAUUUCUCGAGUCAUUUGAUCUUUACUUAAAUCUCAUAGAUAUGUAUGAAAGUGUCAAAUCCGUCAAAAGACUGCUUUGGUAUUAUAUGAUAGCAUACGGCGGACCAACACUUAUCAUAAUAAUUGCUUUAUUUAUUGAUCCAUCGAGUUAUGGCACACCAACUCAUUGCUGGUUACGAACUGAUAACUACUUUUGCCUCAGUUUUGUUGGACCAGCCAUUGCCAUCAUUUUUGGUGGUCUUGUCUUUGUUUUGAUCUCUUGUUUUGUUGUACUUAACAAUUCAAAUAAUAGUACAACAAUUAAAUAUAUUGAAGAGACUAAACUUGAUUUAACCAGAAGUGGUAUCAAAUGGAUUGUAAUAUUAUUGUUACUUCAAUGCCUGACCUGGAUAUUUGGUUUCAUUCAUGUCAGCGCCCAAACAUCACCGAUAAUAGCUAUUAGUUUUGCCGUUUCAAACAUAUGUUUAGCAAUUUUUGUGACUUUAUUUUGUGUUAUAAAGACUGAUAAUAUACAACACCAUAAACUGAUAAGAAGUUUGCAUUUUCUCAGCGUUUGUUUUGAUGAAAUAAACUGUUCCACAACAAAGACUAAUGUAGCUGUUAGUGACUCGUAUGUUAACCGACCGGUUGUGACACAAGUGUCUGCCACACAAGUGGCUGGCAUUACACAGCACCAGCAACAACAACAACAACAGGUGCUGCCUGUACUACAAGUUGAACAACAGGGGUCCCCCCUUCAAGCCACGAACUCGCUGCCCGAGAACGAAAUCUCUACCAUACGACCCGAUCGCCCAUAUAUUUCAGCACAACUACGACCCACUAAUACUCUUUAUAAUUCAAAGGGAGGGACCACUGGACCUAUUUUGGUGAAUCCAAUCAAUACAGUUCCUAAUGUUAAUGUAUCAGUCGGUGACAUCAAUGCAUUGGUCAGUCAGAAUUUAGCCGAUUAUGAGUGCAAACUGCAACAGAUUAGACAUAACAGUCUCAAUAGACCACCAAAGAAUAGACGUAAGAUUCGUGUCCAUCACAACCAAUUGGAUGACAUCACCAGAUAUGGCAUACAUUGCAAUCUACAGACACAACAAAUGCCACCCAAUCUGUACAAUCAAUUCAUUGAACAUAUAUAUGAAUCAAUAGAUAGCGAUUCCUUAAGCUCUGGUAUUUACGACCGACACAACCGUUUCACUCGACGACCUCCAGCUGUUAUGUCUCAGAUUAAUGACUUUUACAGUGGAACUCAUAUCAAUAUAAACCCUACCUGUGCUGCUAAUGACGACAAUUGGAGCCAAAAUUCAUCUUUAAGUUAUGGACCGCCAUAUGAUGACCGACCACUUCUCAUAGGCAGUCAAUAUAUUAAUAAUAGUCCUAAUGUUAAUAAACCUUUGAUAUCACAAAAUAUUUGUUCACCAGUUAAUCAAAAUUGCAAUUUUAAUAUUUAUGACAAAUCUAGAGAAGAGUUAAAUUUACGUAAUAACAAUCGUCUCAAGAAUAUAGACAUCACCGGACACAUGACUAUGCCAUCGAUGCCCUCAAGUAUGACAAACAUUACCACUUGGAAUAUCGACCCGUCCUGUGGUGCCACCGGAGCCAACUCGGACUUACCUGACUUAAUACAAGAGCCCAACGAUGUCUCCAAUAAUAUGACCUCAGUUUUUGCCGAUACAAACAACAGCUCAUCUCAAAGAUUUCAAUCAAACACUGCCAACCAAAGAGUUAAUGAAAAGUCACAAAACUCUGUUAAGUUUAAGGCUUAUUGUUAGUCAUUGACAUCAUUUGUUUAAACUCUUUGUUAAUAAAUGGCACCUAAUUUGAUCCAAUAUAAGACCCUAUUUGCUAAACAUUACUAACUAGUCGUGUAAUCGAUAAAUCGCUAGUCUUUCAAAUGUUAAUUAACAUCAAAUCAAAUAAUACUUGUUUUGAGACUAAUUUUGAUUAGUCUAACAAUUGGUUGGUUUUGUGCCAAA